Molecule: messenger RNA, 2349 nt
Organism: Apiotrichum porosum
Lineage: Eukaryota; Fungi; Basidiomycota; Tremellomycetes; Trichosporonales; Trichosporonaceae
Exons: 3
Coding region: 1-2349 (782 amino acids)
Source: RefSeq, a predicted model, not a curated record
AUGUCGUCUGAAGUACUCAGUGGCGCUGGCAUCGCGCCACUUACCCUCUCGCCCACCGACGCGACCUUGGCAGCUGCCGCGGAUCCCCUCUCCUACGCAUCUGCUUCUGCCUCGGCUGCACGCGAAGCUGCCGAUGCCACCGGCGAACCUUGUGCCUUUGACGCGGGGUCGUCUUCGACCGAGAACCAGGCCCAGGUGGUGCCCUCUGUGCCCGUCGGCUCACUCAUCGGCGGCCUUCUUGGCGGCGGCGGCGGCUCGGGCACGGGACGCUCUACCCUUGGGCGCAAGGUGACGAUCAACACCACCGUCGCCCAGAUUUCUGGUCCAGGUGCCGAUAUCAUUGCCCCUCCGCAGCCUCGCCGCCUCAGCGCGCUGCUCACCCCCCCUGGUUCGCGCAACCUCGCAUUCGAGGCGGACGGUAUUUCGGCCGUCCUGUCGCGCUCGCUGUCCCUCUCGAGCGGACAGCGCCCCUUUAUGCGUCAGAGCUCGCUGUCGCACCACACACGCGUGUUUUCCGACUUUGACGAGGAUGAGAGCGCCUCGGACGAGUCCUCGCUCAUGACGGCCAUGCGCACUCCUCCCAAGGACAGCCUCGAGCUUCCGCGCGAGGACGACAUGGCGAUGGAGGAUGCCGAAGCUGUCCCCAAUGUCAACCCGGACAUGCUGCCUCCUCCCGGGCCGUACAUUCGCCACAUCAACUUUAUCAACUUCCGCACCAUCGGCUCCCGUCGCUCUCAAGAGGAGGCGGUGCGUGGACGUUUCGUCACUGCGGGACGCCUGGAGGGCGUUAUCAAGAACACUCCAAACCUCCGCUCCAUCUGUAUGACAGAGUACGUCGACUCGGCGCUGUCAUACCCGGUCGUCGAGGAAAUCUUCUUCCGUGGAUACCACAAACCCCGUGUGUUCCGCCAGCGUUCGACGUCCUUGUCGCCCGCUGCGAUUCGUGCUCGCUCGGUGAGCGUGCACCCAUCCGCGCUUGAACAGAUCACGCUCGAGGAUCAACUCGACCCCCCGCGUCCAGUCUACGUCCCUUACGAGGACGAGACUGACGAGCAAAAGUGGACCCGCAGGAACCUGUUCACCCCGCUCGAGGCUCUGGACCUCACGGGGUGUGAGAGCGACGAUGAGGAGCGCGGUCGUGGACGUGGACGCCAGCCUCGCCGCGUCGAGUCGGCGACGGAUACCGAGGACGACGACGAGGACCUUCCUCUUGCCGAACGCCGCACGCACCGUCCCCGCUUCCAUGCCCUGCGGCGCCUGUCGCUGCGCGCAUGCAUGACGCUGCCUGCGACGUUUAUCCAGGGCCUCAUCCUCUGCAUGCCCCACCUCACACACCUCGACCUCUCGGCGACCCGUCUGUCUGACAGCCUCCUCCGUACGCUCACGACCAACGCCCCUCGCGGUCUGCGUCUGCAGUCGCUCUCUUUGGCCCGCUGUGCACAGCUCAGUCCCCAUGUCGUCGUCGACUUUCUCGUCGACUCGCCCGCGGCUCGUGACCUGGUCGAGCUCAACCUGUUUGUCAACCCGACGCAAGGGAACGCCAUCGAGGGUGAAGACCUCAUCCGCCUCCUGAGCAAGGCCCCGUGCAUCCGCUCUGGCCGCCUGAGGUACCUUGACCUCAGCUCGGCGGGCUUCACUGUGGAGCACCUGUCGCCCGACGUCUUCCCUCCUCAGCCCAGUCUUGUGUCUCUUGGCCUCUCCCACAUCCCCGAGCUGCCGCUCAGGGAGGUCGCCACCUUUAUCCAGAACCAGGCGCCUGGUGUCGAGAUUCUUACUCUCCAAGGCACAUCCAUCAGGGACCUCCGUCCCGACGCGUCCACUUUGCAGAUUACGCUCGCGCUCCACGCCCUCCUCAUCAACCCUCUCACUACCCAGCCCUUCUCGCUCGCCAACGCUCUGGACUUGGCCCGCGGUACGGCCCAAGUGGAUCUCGCGGCGGGCCCCACUCGCCUGCGCGUCGUCGAGCUGUCGUCGUCCAUCACCCGCUCCCUCACCUCGUCCCAGGGCUCUGGCCGCACGGAAUGGCAGGUCGUCAAGUCCAAGGGCGGGCGCGGAUGGUAUGUCGACGUCUCGGCCGGCUGGAUCUACAGCGACACCGUCGGCAUUUGGGGCCGUGCGCCCGAAGACGCUGCCGCGAGCGGCGAGGGACUCGCGCGCAAGUCGUUUAUCCGCCACUUGCCCGCCACACACCCCAAGCGCCAGUACUUUGCCCACCUCGCCGAGCAGGACGGCCGCGUGCGUUCCGACGUCGGCUGGCAUUCCCGCAAGAUGGAGAUUGUCCGUGGAUACGGCAUGAUGGGCAGGGAGGAGGGCAUGGGCGGCGUCGCGGCGUUUGCGUCGCUCGAAUAG